Messenger RNA from Bombus huntii, 1424 nucleotides. RefSeq names its product histone H2B-like. NCBI's taxonomy places the organism in Eukaryota, Metazoa, Arthropoda, Insecta, Hymenoptera, Apidae. Gene Ontology annotation, molecular function: protein heterodimerization activity; DNA binding; structural constituent of chromatin. The record is from RefSeq and is a predicted model, not a curated record. The transcript has a single exon. Bases 45 to 422 code for a protein of 125 amino acids. Gene Ontology annotation, cellular component: nucleosome.
AUGAAUCCAUUAAUAAUAGUAUAAUAAAUAAACGUAAAUCAAUAAUGCCGCCAAAAACUGGUGGGAAGGCAGUGAAGAAGGCUGGUAAAGCCCAGAAAAGUAUUAAUAAAGCUAACAAGAUGAGACGUAGGAGGAAGGAAAGCUACGUUAUUUACUAUUUUAUUAUUUAUAAAGUUUUGAAACAAGUGCAUCCAGGUACUGGUAUUUCUAGUAAUGCCAUGAGUAUCGUGAACAGUUUUACAAAUGAUGUUUUUGAACGCAUUGCAGCAGAAGCAUCUCGCUUGGCGCACUACAUUAAACGAUCGACAAUUACUUCUCGAAAAAUUCAAACAGAAGUACGUUUGCUUCUUCCUGGAGUGUUGGCUAAGCAUGCGGUUAGUGAAGGAACUAACGCCGUUACGAAAUACACCAGCUUAAAAUAAACAAAUGAUUACUUCAACUACUGGCCCUUUUUAGGACCACAAAUGUUUAACUUAUCGUGAGAACUUAUCCUUUUCUAUAUUUUCCGUUCAUAUGUAUUUUUACCAUUUUAUAACCCACUCACAAAUUAUUAUUGGAUUCAUUCAGAAAAUGAGCCUUAAUGAAGAAAUCUUUUAAAAAAUUUAGUUCGAAGGUAUGUACAGGAUACACGUAUGUAUAUAUACCAGUUUUAAUAUUAAUUAAAAUAAAUUCCUAAUGUUUUAUAUGCGAAAAAUGUAUAUACAUCAAGUAACAUGUUAAAGUCGCAUAAUUGUACACAAAGAUAAUUUAUGACUUUUUGAUUAGUGAUUAGUGAUAGCAAUAGAGAUUAAUGAUAUUUCAUUUAAAUGAAAUUGAAAAUAUUAACCAUUUCAAGUAGUUUAAUAAAUUAGAAAAUGGAAAGUCAAUAUCAAAAAUGUUUACACGGUCCUGGCCAAGAUUUUAUAUCCUUAUGUUAAUUAUAUUUCGAUCUUGAAAUAUCGUAAACUAGUAUUAUAGAGAGGUCUAAGAAAUAGCAAGUGUUUCUUUUCUCCAUUGAUAAUACCCGAUACGAAAUAUCGAAUUUCUAAAACGAAUUGUAAAUGAAAUAAACAUGUUGGUCGUCGUUCUACAAAGCUGCUUACAAGAAUUAUUGGAAUUAAUGACACAACGCGACAUUAUUUUUAGAAAUUUCGAAAAUGUAAAUAAUAAUUUUAAGUAAUAAUUAUAUAAUAGUAAGUAAUAAUUUUUGUACUUAAAAUUAUAAUUUUCAAAUUAAAAUCAUAGUUCUUCAGGAAUUUGUAAUUAAAAUUCGAGUUGAUUUAAUAUCAACGUCAAAUAAUACAAAUUUUCGAAUUUAUAUUAUUUAUAUUAUUUCGAAUUUAUCGAGAAUAUGUAAUAUGAGGAUAGAUUUGGGCAACUUAAAAUUGAUGACUAGGUUAGGUUUUUUUAUUAUCGUGUAAAAAAAUAAAAAAGAUGAAAACGAA